GAACAAAGCCUCUUUCCCCUCCCCCAUCAACCCUCGCCAUGGCUCAGCGAGUCAAACUGCGCCAGCGCAUCCCCGACGAGCCUGAGGACGUUGCGUACGGCCGCUUCCAAGACGAUGAGCACGUUCAAGAUGUAUUCCAGAACCCAAGGCGACGCAGCCACAUCGAGCAGCUUCUGGACACACAACAAUCCAGUAUCAUAGUCAUAUCCGUCAUCACCCUCCUCUCCCUCUUCUUGCGCCUGUACAAGAUCAGCAAUCCGGACCAAGUUGUCUUCGACGAGGUCCACUUCGGCAAGUUCGCCGCGUACUACCUGCAAAGGUCCUACUACUUCGACGUGCAUCCUCCAUUUGCGAAACUCCUCUUCGGACUGGCGGGCUGGUUCGUGGGGUUCGACGGCAGCUUUGAGUUCGAGAACAUUGGCGAUAGCUACAUUACGAACAAUGUCCCCUACGUCGGUAUGCGCAUGCUGCCGGCGCUCCUCGGCACGGCGACGGUUCCCCUCGUGUACUUGAUCAUGAAGGAGUGCGGUCACUCGACGGUGGCGUCUGCGCUUUCGGCUGUCCUUGUUUGCUUCGACAACGCCCACGUCGCGCAGAGCCGUCUCAUCCUUCUUGACGCGACCCUCAUUUUCUUCGUCACGGCCACCAUGUACUGUUACAUCAAGUUCAUGAAGCAUCGCUAUCUGGAAUUCACGCAGAUGUGGUGGUUCUGGUUGAUAUCUACUGGCGUCAUGAUGGCCUGCGCAUGGGGAUCGAAGGUCAAUGGCAUCCUCUGCGUUGUUAGCGUUGGCAUUGCUGUCCUCAUCGACCUUUGGGACAUUCUCGACGUCCGCAAGGAGGGGCACACCAUGGAAUACUUCUGGAGGCACUUUGCGGCGCGUGCGCUAGGCUUCAUCCUCGUCCCCUUCAUCAUCUACCUCUCGUUCUUCUGGGUGCACUUCAAGGUGCUCAAGAACACCGGUCCUGGCGACUCGUUCAUGAGCCCUGCAUUCCAAGAGACGCUGGUUGGUAACGAGCUUCUACUCAACAGUCAAGAGAUACGCUAUUACGACGUUGUCACGAUCAAGCACAAGGACACGAAAGUCUUCCUGCAUUCUCACGACGCGCAUUACCCUCUGCGCUACGAUGAUGGGCGUAUCAGCAGCGCCGGGCAGCAGGUCACCGGCUACGCGCACGCUGACGCCAACAACAACUGGCAGAUCAUCCCCACCAAGGCGCUGCCCGAGAAGGGCCGCGGCCGCAUCGUGCGCAACGACGACCUCAUUCAGCUUCGCCACGUCGAGACGGACACGCUCCUCCUCACGCACGACGUCGCCUCGCCCCUCAUGCCGACGAACCAGGAAUUUACCACGGUGGCGAAGGACGAUAUCUCGCGUUACAAUGACACGCUGUUCUAUAUGCAGCUGAUCGACGGGUACGACGACGAGGUGUGGAAGAGCAAAUCGGGCUACUUCAAGCUGGUACAUGCGCCGACGAAAGUCUCGCUGUGGACGUAUCCGAAUCAGCUCCCGGACUGGGCCUUCAAGCAACAGGAGGUGAACGGGAACAAGAUGGCGUCGGACCGGUCGGCGACGUGGUAUGUGGAUGAGAUUGUGGCGGAUGAGGGUCAAGACGACCUCUACGACCGCCUCGGCGACAAGAAGCAGAAGGCGCCGAAGAAGAUGAGCUUCAUCCGGAAGUGGGCCGAGCUGCAGGGCUUGAUGCUCGCGCACAACGCGGGUCUCACCCAAUCGCACCCCUACGCGAGCAGCCCCAUCAACUGGCCGUUCCUGAUUAGCGGAAUCAGCUUUUGGACGGACGCGGAGACGCAGCGCCAAAUCUACCUUAUUGGCAACCUUGUCGGUUGGUGGAUCUGUGUCGUUGGGCUAUCGAUCUUUGUUGGCAUCCUGGGUGCUGACUUGCUGGCUCGCCGGAGAGCCGCGGAUCCGAUUCCGGAUGCCGUCCGCAACCGCCUCUGGAACUCGACUGGCUUCUUCCUCCUCUUCUGGGCUGUGCACUACUUCCCCUUCUUCCUCAUGUCCCGUCAAUUGUUCAUCCACCACUACCUGCCAUCGCACCUCGCCUCCGCCCUCGUCGCCGGCUCCGUCUUCUCCUUCAUCCUCUCCGAGACGAUUAACUAUCCAAUCUCCAUUCGUGGCCCGAGCACGCGCGCACGGCCGUCACAGUACGCGGAUCUGGGAACGAAGGGUGUCGUGGGCCUGGGUGUGGUGAUGAUGGCCAUGAUUGCGAUGUUUGUGUUCUUGUCGCCGUUGACGUAUGGGACGCCAGGAUUAACGGGCGAGCAAGUGAACGCGCGCCGGUUGCUGAAGAGCUGGACGCUGCACUUUGCGGCGAAGCAUAUUGACGAGGUGCCCAUACCGUUCGAGUAGACUACUGAUGUAUGCGGUAUGAGAUUGCUGAUGUACGCGCCUCUUGAAAAUGUACCAUGCCUUGGGAUGUACACCGUGAUCAGUACGGCGAG
Messenger RNA from Schizophyllum commune H4-8, 2461 nucleotides. RefSeq names its product glycosyltransferase family 39 protein. Bases 39 to 2369 code for a protein of 776 amino acids. Lineage: Eukaryota; Fungi; Basidiomycota; Agaricomycetes; Agaricales; Schizophyllaceae. Gene Ontology annotation, biological process: protein O-linked glycosylation via mannose. The record is from RefSeq and is a predicted model, not a curated record. The transcript has 10 exons. Gene Ontology annotation, molecular function: dolichyl-phosphate-mannose-protein mannosyltransferase activity. Gene Ontology annotation, cellular component: endoplasmic reticulum; membrane.